AUGAGUAAAUUCUAUUUUGGUGGAGGAUCGGGUGAUGUUUCCUCAGACGAUGAGGACAAUCUCCCAUAUCCCGAAGCACUUCCCCGAAGCGAUUUUCUGGCUCCAACUUUCGAUGCACCGACUUAUCUAUCGACUUUAUCAGAUCGUCACCAGACCCUCGAGGAUUUACGUUCCGAUCUUCGCGAGCGUUCACAGGCUCUCUCAAAAGAACUAUUGGAUCUGGUGAAUACCAAUUAUGAACAAUUUCUGAGCUUGGGCUCGGACCUUAAGGGUGGAGAAGAGAAGGUUGAAGAUGUUAGGGUGGGGCUGUUAAGUUUUAAAAGAGGCGUUGAGGAUGUGAGAGGGAAGGUCAGAGAAAGGAAAUUGGAAGUUGAAGGUCUUCUUGGCGAGAAGAAAAGUGUUAAUGGUUGCGUCGCUCGGUCGGUCACCAAACGGGCUUGA
Messenger RNA from Sclerotinia sclerotiorum 1980 UF-70, 441 nucleotides. RefSeq lists its product as hypothetical. Bases 1 to 441 code for a protein of 146 amino acids. Gene Ontology annotation, cellular component: membrane; COG complex. Gene Ontology annotation, biological process: intra-Golgi vesicle-mediated transport; Golgi organization; protein transport. NCBI's taxonomy places the organism in Eukaryota, Fungi, Ascomycota, Leotiomycetes, Helotiales, Sclerotiniaceae. The transcript is spliced from 2 exons. The record is from RefSeq and is a predicted model, not a curated record.